CUCAGAGACUGCCACAUACGAGACGUUCACGCAGUUCCUGCAUCUUUUCUCAAACAUCCCGCGCAUCAAAAUCCAAUAGCCAUCCGAUUCAGCAAUGGUUAGCUUCUGUCCUAUUUGUGGGAAGCCUGUUUAUUUUGGUGAGAAGAAGAGGUCAUUAGGACGAGAUUAUCACCCGUUGUGUUUGAAGUGUCACCGGUGUGGUAGACAUCUUACAGCUGGCCAGCAUGCAGAGCACGACGAGAAGCCAUAUUGCACUAACUGCUACAUGAAAGAUUUUGGACCCAGAAGUUGCCGAAAUCCUCUUGCACGGACCUUUAACAAACCUGCUUCUUAAGAAAAGUCCCGCCAUCUUGAAAUCCACAGCUAGAUCUACAAGAAACAACAUACUUAAAUAAUUUAGAUUUAUCUGCAAAACACAUAUAGAGAUUAAUCUAAACCCAGACAGGAUUUAGAUUAAUCCAGAACUAGGCCUUUGUUAUUUUAGUACAUUUAAGUAGCAAACUUUACAAAAAACAUUAUUGCAUCUCGAGACAAAACAAUGGUACUGAUAUGUAAAAUUACAGAAAAACUGUAUUUUGUAUUACAGAAAAUUUCUGUAAUUUAUUGUGCCUGUUAUUUUACAAUAUGUUUACACAGAUUUUUUUACAGUGAAAAAACAUUUUACAGAAUGUUACUGUUUUUUACAGAUUUUCUAUGUUUUUUUAAAUACAGUAAAAAAAUACAAAAAAUACUGCAAAUUUACAUAUCCACUGUAAAAUCACAUGAAAAACACGUCAAUGUGCGUUAAGAUAUGUUAGUACAAGGUGUUUUUAAAUUUUAAGGCAGCUCAAACAUGCAUAUUAGUCUGGGACAAGGAUAAGCCCUGUCUGGGAAACCGCUACGUAGUGUCUGUAUAUACAUAUUUUUAAUAAUAUAUUUGAUGAUUAAAUUUGCCAGAACCUUUCAACCAAACCAACAGCCUUUCUCUUAGGGCGCUUGGCUAUUUUCAUGGAUUUAUUGUGUUUCUGUUGUAUUCCUGCUAUAUUUUCAGAUAUGUCACUUACUAAGUUAAAUCAUUUGUAAAGUUAUAUUUUCUGUCGUACCCUUUUCAUCAUGUGUUUUGCUUCUCUGUAUAAAAUCUGUAUACCAUUAAUUAACUGAUGAACCUGAAACACAAUGUGAAGUUUUAUGCUUUGUAUUGUUUUUCUUUUACUCCGAUUUCAUGAGAAAGCAAAUCUAUCUACAAAGCGAAAAUGUCAAUAAAUGAGCAUUGUCUUUUUAAUUAGGAGCAGUCAAUUUUGUCCCAAACCUCACGGUGCAUAAGGGAUGAUGGCUUUAUCAUUAUUGUAUUUUCAGGAAGAACGUGUGUUUGAUUUGAAGAUUUUAUCGGUUUCUUUCAUUAGUUAAAUAAAAGAAAUGUCACUCA
Molecule: messenger RNA, 1405 nt
Organism: Paramisgurnus dabryanus
Lineage: Eukaryota; Metazoa; Chordata; Actinopteri; Cypriniformes; Cobitidae
Source: RefSeq, a predicted model, not a curated record